Mesocricetus auratus (golden hamster) is the source of this 940-nucleotide messenger RNA. Its product is annotated as trafficking protein particle complex subunit 2. NCBI's taxonomy places the organism in Eukaryota, Metazoa, Chordata, Mammalia, Rodentia, Cricetidae. Gene Ontology annotation, biological process: endoplasmic reticulum to Golgi vesicle-mediated transport. The transcript has 2 exons. The record is from RefSeq and is a predicted model, not a curated record. Gene Ontology annotation, cellular component: nucleus; TRAPP complex; cytoplasm. Bases 25 to 615 code for a protein of 196 amino acids.
CUUGAUAGGCGCGAACGCGUACGCAUGCUCAGUGGGCCGCCCCAACUCCUCGUUGGGCGGAGCUAUCCUGUGAGGCGGACGUUAAGUUUGACCCCUUCUACGCCUUCACCAGCACCACUGCCGCCCCUGAACCAGAGGGAAGCCGACUCAUGUGAGCAUUUUACUACAGGAGCUGUACAUAUACAGAAGACAAUGUCUGGAAGCUUCUACUUUGUAAUUGUUGGCCACCAUGACAAUCCAGUUUUUGAAAUGGAAUUUUUGCCAGCUGGGAAAGCAGAACCCAAAGAUGAACAUCGCCACCUGAACCAGUUCAUAGCUCACGCCGCUCUGGACCUGGUUGACGAAAACAUGUGGCUCUCCAACAACAUGUACUUGAAAACUGUGGACAAAUUCAAUGAGUGGUUUGUGUCAGCUUUUGUCACUGCUGGGCACAUGAGAUUCAUCAUGCUUCAUGACAUGAGGCAAGAAGACGGAAUCAAGAACUUCUUCACUGAUGUCUAUGACUUAUACAUCAAGUUUGCCAUGAAUCCCUUUUAUGAGCCCAAUUCUCCUAUUCGAUCGAGUGCAUUCGAGAGAAAGGUUCAAUUUCUUGGAAAGAAACAUCUUGUAAACUAAAACCUGAGAAUCACAGUGGGGUAUGCACUGUGAUUAACUUGAUAAAACAGCCUGUCAAUGGAUCUCUGUGAGUUCAAGGCCAGCCUGGUCUACUGAGCGAGUUCCAGGACAGCCUCCAAAGCUACAGAGAAAUCUGUCUCAAAAACAAACAAACAAACAAACAAAAAAUUGGCAAACUUCACGUGUCACAGUUUAGCUGGAUUAUGAUGAAAUUAGUAUUUGUUUGUAAACAUUUAUCAGUAGUUUAAAAUGUUUUAUUUCAAAAAUUAAGAAUAAGCCUACAUCUUUGCUGAUUGAGAUAAUUAAAAAGAAAAACUUAGAUUUA